GGACGGAGGGCGUGAGCGGAGUAAAGCGGACCCCGCAUAGCUAUAGAGUUGAGGGUCAAGUGGAGUUACUGUCUCUGUUCCUCUGGUCAGCGUGAUGGCCAGAGGCCUGGGGGCCCCCCACUGGGUGGCCGUGGGUCUGCUGACCUGGGCGGCCGUGGGGCUGCUCGUGGCCGGACACGGGGGUCAUGGCGACAUGCACGAGGACCUGCACGAAGACUUCCAUGGACACAGCCAUUCACAUGAGGAUUUCCACCAUGGCCACAGCCAUGCCCAUGGCCAUGGCCACACUCACGAAAGCAUCUGGCAUGGGCAUAACCACGGUCAUGACCACGGACAUUCACAUGAGGAUUUGCACCAUGACAAUAGCCAUGGCCACUCCCAUGAGAGCCUCUACCACAGAGGGCAUGGACAUAACCAUGAGCACAGCCAUGGAAGCUAUGGGGAGUCUGGGGCUCCAGGCAUCAAGCAGGACCUGGACACUGUCACUCUCUGGGCCUAUGCACUGGGGGCCACAGUGCUGAUUUCAGCAGCUCCAUUUUUUGUCCUCUUCCUUAUUCCUGUGGAGUCAAACUGCCCCCGGCACCGGUCUCUACUCCAGAUCUUACUCAGUUUUGCUUCUGGUGGGCUCCUCGGAGAUGCCUUCCUACACCUCAUCCCUCAUGCCCUGGAACCUCAUUCCCACCACCCUCAGGAGCACCCUGGACAUGGACACUCCCACAGUGGCCAGGGCCCCAUUCUGUCUGUGGGACUGUGGGUCCUUAGUGGAAUUGUCGCCUUUCUUGUGGUGGAGAAACUUGUGAGACACGUGAAAGGAGGACAUGGACACAGUCAUGGACAUGGACAUGCUCAUGGUCCCAUACACGGAAGUCAUGGACUUGGAAGACACGAGCGUUCUUUAAAGGAGAAACAGAGCUCAGAUGAAGAAGAAAAGGAAGCAGGGGGGUCAAAGAAGCGAAGAGGACGGAAUACAGGGCCCAAAGAUUGGCCAUUGAGACCUCAGAAUUCUGAAGAGGGAAAAACAGGUUCAGACCUCCGUGUAUCAGGGUACCUGAAUUUGGCCGCUGACCUGGCACACAACUUCACAGAUGGUCUGGCCAUUGGUGCUUCAUUUCGAGGGGGUCGAGGAUUGGGGAUCCUGACCACAAUGACUGUCCUGCUACAUGAAGUGCCACAUGAAGUCGGAGACUUUGCCAUCUUGGUCCAGUCGGGCUGCAGCAAAAAGCAGGCAAUGCGUCUGCAGCUACUGACGGCGGUAGGGGCAUUGGCGGGCACAGCCUGUGCCCUCCUAACUGAAGGAGGAGCAGUGGGUAGUGAAGUUGCAGGUGGUGCAGGUCCUGGCUGGAUUCUGCCGUUCACUGCAGGUGGCUUUAUCUACGUAGCAACCGUGUCUGUGUUGCCUGAGCUGUUGAGGGAAGCGUCACCACUGCAGUCACUUCUGGAGGUGCUGGGGCUGCUGGGGGGGGUUGUCAUGAUGGUGCUGAUUGCCCACCUCGAGUGAGAGGUGGAAUAAACACCCCCACUCAGUCCCAAACCUCUGGCCUCUUAAGUCUUCCGAGUUUGAGUUCGGGGCUGUGGAGGUUGGGGCCCUGGCCAAGGAAGGACAUCUGCCAAAGGAAGGAGUUUUCGCAUCGUAGGGAAGGAAGUGGUGACUGGCAUGAGGGCUAAGGUUUGGCAGUCUUAUAGGGGCUGCAGAAAUGAGAAUGAGAGACCAGAGGAACCAAGCGUUGGUUGUGUGCUGACCAUGUUGUUGGGUUUGGGGGACUAAAUGGGGCCAUGAAGAAGGCUGGAAGAGACCAGUCAUGGCAGCCUACUCAUGUCCCCUACCCCACCUGUUCUCGGAGGAACGAGCUGCCACACACAGGCUUCUCCAAGGUCCUCCUCCCUCUCCCACCUGUUGGUGGAGGCUUCAGAGAAGACCAAAGCCCUGGACAGAAGGGGCAUCAGGAACCAUGGGGUAAACAUAAGUUAAACAACAAUCGUGUGUCCUGAUUUGGGAGUGAUUUGGGGGGGAGGGGGCGUUAGUUGCUAAUCUCAUGGCCUGAACUUUUGUUUAUUUUUUUAUAUCACUGUUUGAAUCGAGGGGGUGGGGUGGUGGCCGAAAAUAAAGUCCUCGGAUCUUCCGUCCCAAAA
Molecule: messenger RNA, 2130 nt
Organism: Hipposideros armiger (great roundleaf bat)
Lineage: Eukaryota; Metazoa; Chordata; Mammalia; Chiroptera; Hipposideridae
Gene: SLC39A7
Product: solute carrier family 39 member 7
Exons: 7
Coding region: 95-1498 (467 amino acids)
Biological process (GO): zinc ion transmembrane transport; intracellular zinc ion homeostasis
Cellular component (GO): membrane
Molecular function (GO): zinc ion transmembrane transporter activity
Source: RefSeq, a predicted model, not a curated record